Synchiropus splendidus (mandarinfish) is the source of this 1139-nucleotide messenger RNA. RefSeq names its product cholesterol 25-hydroxylase like 2 (gene ch25hl2). The transcript has a single exon. Gene Ontology annotation, molecular function: steroid hydroxylase activity; iron ion binding; C-4 methylsterol oxidase activity. Gene Ontology annotation, biological process: cholesterol metabolic process; sterol biosynthetic process. Lineage: Eukaryota; Metazoa; Chordata; Actinopteri; Syngnathiformes; Callionymidae. Bases 1 to 894 code for a protein of 297 amino acids. The record is from RefSeq and is a predicted model, not a curated record.
AUGGAUACCGGCAGGUUGCUCAGAACCGACGUGCUGUCCUGGAUGUCUGACGUCCUGAACAGAACCGGGGGUCUGACGCAGAGCUCUGCCCUGCAGCCGCUCUGGGACUACCUCCAGCAGAACCACCACGAGCUUCUGAGAAGCCCUCUGUUCCCCGUGGUUCUCUCAGUGAGCUCCUACUUCUUCCUGGUGGGCUUCUACACCAUCCUGGACCUGCUGGCUCCCACCUGGCCCUGCAUCAGCCGCUACAAGCUCCAUCCAGAUCGCACCGUGUCCUGGCCCAACAUCUGGACCACGCUGGGGGUCACCGUCCACAACCACCUGCUCUACAUCUUCCCGGCUGCGGCGGCUCAGUGGCUGUGGAGGCCGCCCAUCCCGCUGCCUCGAGAAGCCCCCACUCUCCUCAGCUUCCUGCUGGGCAUCCUGGGCUGCAUGGUGGUCUUUGACUUCCAGUACUACCUCUGGCACCUUCUCCACCACCGGGUUCCGUGGUUGUACCGCACCUUCCACGCCGUCCACCACCAGUACAACCAGCCGUUCAGCCUCGUGACCCAGUACCUGUCGGGCUGGGAGCUGUUCAGUGUGGGCUUCUGGGCCACCGUGGACCCCAUCCUGCUGCAGUGCCACUGCCUCACCACCUGGGGCUUCAUGCUCUUCAAUGUCUACGUCUCCACUGAGGACCACUGCGGCUACGACUUCCCGUGGUCCAUGCACAACCUGGUGCCCCUCGGCCUGUGGGGGGGUGCCCCCAAACACGACGCCCACCACCAGAAGCCCAACACCAACUUCGCUCCCUUCUUCUCCCACUGGGACCGACUGGGGGGAACCCACUUGGUUCUGGCUCCGGCUAGCCGAGACGCCACUGCAGAACCGGACCAGAAGAAAGAGGAUUGAGCAUGUCCCGGGUCCCGGACCCCCUGUUUAACUCUCUGACUGUCCCAGUCCAGCCGCACUUGGUAACUCUGACGUCAAGCCACACAUCAACUGUAUUUCCCUCAAUUACAUUUUUGGGUUUUACUUUUUUAUGCUCUGAAAAUUUGUCCAUUGAAAUUUCAUGUUUUUAAAAGAUAAAUCCAAUUUCCUUGCCUUUUAUUUCUUGUUUUUGCUGAUUGUAUUUAUUAAUGAUAAUUUUUCUGAAA